This is a messenger RNA of Microthlaspi erraticum, 288 nucleotides long. NCBI's taxonomy places the organism in Eukaryota, Viridiplantae, Streptophyta, Magnoliopsida, Brassicales, Brassicaceae. The record is from the annotation of a GenBank genome assembly.
AUGAACAUAAAAACAGUACAAAAGAAGAAGAAAGGAAAAGAUCGGCACAACAGAUCAUCCACGAUCGGCUCAUCAUCCGCUUUAAUACUCGGACGGCACGAAUUGACCCGAAGUACCAGCGUCCAGUUUGGCAGCCUCAUCCGCCAGAGGUCCGAACUCCGACUCGAGCUUGUUCGCCGUCACCACCUCCUCCUGACCGAUCUCCGCCUCAACUUGCUCCACAUCAACCGGCACUUCUCGACCCAGUCAGAAGGAACGGCAACACCGGCUCUCAUAAGUGUCUCGUAA